Diorhabda carinulata is the source of this 1779-nucleotide messenger RNA. It is a transcript of the gene cbt, whose product is annotated as Kruppel-like factor 3. The transcript is spliced from 2 exons. Gene Ontology annotation, biological process: regulation of transcription by RNA polymerase II. Lineage: Eukaryota; Metazoa; Arthropoda; Insecta; Coleoptera; Chrysomelidae. Gene Ontology annotation, molecular function: DNA-binding transcription factor activity, RNA polymerase II-specific; RNA polymerase II cis-regulatory region sequence-specific DNA binding. Bases 352 to 1401 code for a protein of 349 amino acids. The record is from RefSeq and is a predicted model, not a curated record.
ACGCCUGGGAUGCGGGCUUGUCGGUGACGUUACACUAAACUAGCACGCUUGGAUGACGUCGUAAUCACGGUCAACCGCCGGUUCUGUCAGUACAUGUGCACGUGAACACCAUGCAAGAGAUCAUGCAGUGUUUGGAUGAUCAGCCGGUCUACGAUUGGUUGAGGGACACGAGCCCCCACGCACCAUUGGCCGCUUUACGGAUGCAGCGCGCUACACACCCAGACAAUCCCAUGCCAGAACAAUAUCAAGAAAGCUUCAAUUCAAAAUAGUAAUAUCGCUCUAGAUUUUCAUCGCUGCAAACGAACUUAUAUGAGUUUUGUGUAUAUUUUAUUAGUGAUUUAGUGACUAGGAAUGGUAAUUGAAGAGAAAAUGACAGAAAAUAUCAUUUCUCCUCCAUCUACACCAUCCCCAAAGAACAUCUCCGAUGAUGAACAUUUGCAACAAUCAACGAUUGUUCAACUCAAAAACUUUUUGGGGCAGAAAAGAACUUUACAGACAUCUGGUCUGCUCACCCCUCAGCCUUCAGACUCCGAAAAUGAAGAACUAGACGUACCGCUGAAGAAGAGGUACCGCGUAACAAAUUUCAACAUACAGUACCCCCCUCCAACUAUUACCCCUCCUAAAUCUCCCUCUAAAACACCUCCUUUACCAGAAAAAACAAUUUCUUUGCCGCUAUAUAAACCUCCUGUACCAGAUUUUUGUCCUCCACUUCCACGAACCGAUAACCCCCCGAACAGAACACUCUCCGUUAUUACCAGGGCGGAUAAAAAUGGAAUUUGUACGGCGCUACCAAUACCCCAAGUACGCGAGGAAGAAAACAUCGUGAAAAGUCUCAAAUUCAAAAUGCGAAAAAACAAAGAACAGAUAGAAACAAGUGAAAAAGAUAUUUCGAAAGAAGAACCGAAACAAAUAGUUACUCAAAAACUACCGCUACCCGUAUUAGCACCAAAAAUUCUAACCUCAAAUCCGUCGAGCACAAUAUUUAUAUCAACUGACGGAACUGUUCUUCCAACACAAAUAGUCUUCAUCGCGCAUGCUCCUACCCCCUCACCACCAGUCCGAAGAAGAGUCUACGAAUGCCAAUACGAAGGGUGCGGGAAAAAUUACUUUAAAUCAUCGCAUCUCAAAGCUCACAAUCGUAUACAUACGGGGGAGAAACCAUUUGUUUGCCAAUGGGAGGAUUGCGAAAGGAGAUUUUCUCGAUCUGAUGAAUUAUCGAGACACAAGAGGACCCAUACUGGAGAAAAGAAAUUUAAAUGUUCGUAUUGCCAAAGGAAGUUCAUGCGAUCUGAUCAUUUAGCUAAACACGUUAAAAGGCACGUCAAAGAUAGGCUGAAUAGUGCCAAAGUUAAUGUAAUGCCCGUUUUAAGGCCCAUUCAACCAGCUUCGAAAUUGAGUUAAGUUUAUUUUUAUGUAUAUACAUAAGUAUUAUUCCAUUGUCUGAAUUAUUUUUGAUCUCUUUUGAUAUUAAGUGUUGAUAUUCUAAUUUUGUGGUUAUGUUUCUAACAUCUUGAUAUGCUAAUAUUUGAUUUUGUGUUAAACAUUCCUGUGUUACCUUUUUUAUUUUUAAUUGAAAGCAUUAUAGUGAAAAAUUGAAAUUCACUUUUAUCGUCUGUGAUUUAUAAUAUUUAUUUUUAGUUAGGUUAUUUUCGUGUGUAAAUAUGAAUGUUGUGAAUAUAUUUUCAUUUUUUAUACUUUCAAAUCUAAUACCACCUGUAACAUAUUUUGUAAUGACCAAUAACUGAUAAAAAAUUUGUUAAUAAAUAGUUGAAAUUUAAA